AUGAGAUUAGAAAUCAAAGUUUUUGCCAUAACCGCAGCCUUUAUUUUUCUAUUCAUGAGUGUCGAACCAAAUAGAGCUUGUAGACUUUUGAAUAGAGAGUUUGAAGAAACAUGGAUGAAGACUGGAAACCUCCUGUUAUCCUCUCUACAAAAAGGCACUGUUCGGCCACCAGGAAACGGAUGUUGUAACACAGGCGGCUGCGGUAACCCUUGUGUCGGCUCCAGGAAGGUUGUUGGCCAUCUUCAUAGUGGUGGUCCACCACCACCAUCACUGACUCCUUAUCCAACUUCUACUCCAACUUCUACAGAUCAAUGA
This is a messenger RNA of Lactuca saligna, 315 nucleotides long. The record is from the annotation of a GenBank genome assembly. NCBI's taxonomy places the organism in Eukaryota, Viridiplantae, Streptophyta, Magnoliopsida, Asterales, Asteraceae.